AUGUCACAUAAAGCCAAAGCUCCGGUAUACAAUACCGACAAUGGCGAAAAACCACCUCCAUCGAUCGAAGACGAGAGAAUUAGUCCCAAAACUUUCUACAAGCUAGCUGCUCUUGCUUUAGAAUCUGACUCUGAAUCUGGAUCUGGAUCUGAGGUUGAGGAGUAUGAAGCUCAUCAGGGACCAUAUUAUGAUUACAGACAUGAAGAGAGAUCUCGUGCGAGAUCUCCAUCUCCUGAGCCUGUUUAUAGGCAAUCGAGCUGUAAGUCUUAUGGAAGAGAAGAAUAUCGCAGACCAACAGUUCCUCAGCCAGAUCCGACAGAAGAAUAUCGUGCCCGAAAGCGAGCCGAGCGAGCGGCUCGAGCUGCCAGGGAUGAUGAGCCUCAACAAUCUCGCCGUAGCCGCAGAGCUCCUUCCCCUGAGAGAAAAGAGUAUCGUAGAGGUAGAGGAGAAUAUCGCAGACCUCAUGUUCCUCAUCCAUCCCGAAAUCAAUACUACAACCCCAGAGCUCGAUCACCAUCUCCUCCUCCCACACGACCAAGAUAUCAACCCGAAUCUUCCCACAAAUCUUCUUCGUCCUCAUACUCAUCUUCUAGUCGCACACGUGCAGAGAUAUUAAGGAAGAUGGAAGAAGAACGAGAAGACCGAGAAAGAGUCAGAGAGGAUCUUCGAGCAAGACAAGAACUCAAAAAGGAGAGGCUGAGAAGACAGCAUGAAGAAGAAUUAGAUUAUAUCAGAUUGCGAAGAGAGGAGGAAGAAGAAGAAGAACGUCUUAAGGAUCGUCUUAGACAGAGACAAAAUGGUCCAGACGAAAAAUAUCAAUUUCGUUCCAAGCACGAACCCCACAAAAGCUCCAGAUAUGAAGAACCCGGAAUAUAUGAAUCUCGCUCGAGACCUAGCUACAGAGAUCCAGAAUACGGGUACGACUAUACGAGAAAGGAAGUUAGAGUUCCGGAGCCGAGAAAGGGGGAGAAAUUGAGAGUCGAUGUCCCUGAGGGGUGGAGAGUUGUUAUGGUGGUUGAGGAUUAG
Botrytis porri is the source of this 1026-nucleotide messenger RNA. RefSeq lists its product as uncharacterized. NCBI's taxonomy places the organism in Eukaryota, Fungi, Ascomycota, Leotiomycetes, Helotiales, Sclerotiniaceae. The coding region runs from base 1 to 1026 and encodes 341 amino acids. The transcript has a single exon. The record is from RefSeq and is a predicted model, not a curated record.